This is a messenger RNA of Calidris pugnax (ruff), 762 nucleotides long. RefSeq names its product olfactory receptor 6B1-like. NCBI's taxonomy places the organism in Eukaryota, Metazoa, Chordata, Aves, Charadriiformes, Scolopacidae. Gene Ontology annotation, cellular component: membrane. The record is from RefSeq and is a predicted model, not a curated record. The transcript has a single exon. Gene Ontology annotation, biological process: G protein-coupled receptor signaling pathway. Gene Ontology annotation, molecular function: olfactory receptor activity; G protein-coupled receptor activity.
AUGAAGAAUCAAACUGCUAUCAAUGAGCUCAUUCUUCUGGGAUUUUCCUGUGGGCUGCAAGUCCAGACCUUACUUUACCUGGUCUUUCUGGUCAUCUACGUGGUAACAAUCACUGAGAAUGCAAUCAUCAUCUUUGUCUGCAUGACCCAAUUAUACUUCAUCUCCCUUAUAUGCACUGAAUGUGUCCUCUUGGCUGUGUGACUAUUAGCCUAUGACUGCUAUUUGGCUGUCUGCCGUCCCCUGCACUACCAAGCCAUCAUGACCCACAAACUGUGUUUUCAGCUGUCGAUUCUGUCACGGGCAGGAGGCUUUUCCAUUUCCUUAGUCAAGGUGUCUUUUAUUUCACGCCUCACAUUCUUUUGGGAUAUCUCUCCAGUCCUGAAUCUUUCCUGCACUGACAUGUCUAUUGCAGUAACAGUGGACUUUGUAUUAGCUUUGGUGAUCCUGUUCAUACCUCUCUUAAUCAUUGUUUUCUCUUACUGCUGUAUCUUGUCAACUGUCUUGUGUAUCCCUUCAGCCCAGGGAAGGAGAAAAGCCUUUUCUACUUAUACAUCCCAUUUCACUGUAGUAAUUAUCUUUUUCUCAGCCACUCUGUUCACAUAUGCUAGGACGAGGAGGAUCCAUCUAUUCAACCUCAACAAAAUCGUGUCUGUCUUUUAUGCUGUAUUCACUCCAGCACUGAACCCUCUAAUCUAUUGUCUGAGCAACAAGGAGGUGAAAGAGAUUCUGAGAAAGAUCAUAGGCACAAGCUGUUCUUUGUAG